AUGGCUGAAGCCUCGACAACGCCUCCUUUACCCCCUUCACAGGCGAGUGUAGGUCACAUCAUCCCAAUACCUAUCAAGAUCUCUGGGGACGUCGACCAUGACACAUGGGGGAAAUGGUCCUCCUUCGACCCGACGAGGGCCGACAAUACGCCUUCACAAGCGGCGUCUGUUAUUGCCUUCCUUGUCGAAUACUACGCCAGGCAAAGCCUGACGGGGCGGGACUUAUGGUCGGAGUUUCAAUCAGACUUCGAGGCCUGGCCCGAAGAAGCCUUCAUCAAGACCCCUUCUUCGAUCAUGAGGAUCCUUCGUAACCAUCUUCGCGCCAACGGCGUAUACGUCAGGAUGGAUGGAAGUCGUAUCGUAAAGAACGUCAUCGACGUCAUCAGCCAAGAGAGAUUUCACGUAUGGACUCAGGCUGAGAUUGAUGAAGUCGCUGACAAGCACCGUUCCUUCAAAACCCUCCUCAACGACAAGACCUUCGCCGACGAUAUCCGGGGAGGCCAACCCAUCGUCACCAGUCAACCAAAUCCCUCACGCGAUCAUGACGAACCUCCUUCUCCGAUAAACCUAUCGACAAGUCCCCUCCUCCAUCAUCGUCGACAUGACCCUGCCCUCGACGAUCAGAUGCCUCCUUCGAAGCAGCUCACCGAUCUAACGAAGCUGUAUACGAACGAGAUGAAAUACGGCGGAGGGAUGUACGACGUCUUCGACUCGAAGAUGCUCAUCUUUCGUGACAACUGCCACAAGGCUGGUAUAACGCAGAGGCACUUCGCCGGCGCCUUCUCCAUCAUGCUCCGCGACAAGGCCUUGGCCUUCUAUUUCGAUCGCCUUUGUGAUGAUCAGGCCCCUGCUGAUUUUCACGCGAUGGCUUCUCGUGUGAAGUUACACUUCGAGACUGAGGAAAGCCGUCAGGCCUACCUCACCGAGUGGCGUAACACCACCUUCGACCGCGUUGCCAUCGACAACCCAGGCAAGUCGAAGAUGGAGGUGCUUGAGGUCAUGCUCGACAAGCUCAUCACCAUCCAACGGGCCCUUCCGACCGCGUACAAUACCGAAGAUUCUCUUCGGCUUCAAGUACUCAACGCCUGCCGCGGCGUCAAGGCCUGUGAGAUGGCUCUGUUCAGCCCAGCGCCCACAUACGAAGGGGUCUGCGGUCAACUCCGAUCGGCAAUUGGCACGUCGAUGGCAAUCGACGCCAGCCCUCACCACUUCACAAGUGACAUGCCCCCCGCCGACCGGGCUGCCGAAGGCCAAUACCUCACCGAUCGAAAGUUCAACGGCAACGGCAGAGACGCCCGAUUCGGACGCCCUCGAUCAUCAUUUCAUGGGGGCAAAAUGGGCAAUCGAGGCUCCCUUCCGACUGCGACGAAGAAGUGUUACGUCUGCAAGAAACAAGGUUGCUGGUCGACAAAGCAUACGGCAGAGGAAAGGCGCAAGGCGUACGCCGACUUCAAGAGCAACACCAACGUACGCGAUACCUCAAUCCCUGCUUAUAACCACUUCCUAGCGUUGCACGAAGGUAUUGAAGACUUUGACGCGCCAGACGAGCCUUUGGCGCAGUACCUUCAACCAACUGAGGCCAACGUCAGCGAUGACGAUGAAGGCGAAUCCUUCUUCACUUCGUUCUUCAACACCACCUCCGACGGCAGCCUCAUCACUGCGGCCCUGGCCGAUCGGUCAACUUUUCACGCGUUGACGAAGGACGACUAUCGCCAACAACGCAAGGGCUCCAACACCUUCACCCUUGAAGGCCGUUACGGCCCUUCAACCUUCCACGGCAUCAUGCCGGAUUCGGGCGCCGCAGGCUUCUCCACAGCAGGCCACCCUCAAUACCUUGCCCUUCAACGGGCCUUGCCAACCGUCACGAUGACAACUCCGCCGACUGAGGCCGUCGUUCGAUUCGGCAGUGGUGAUCCCCAUACAUCUAUGGGUAUUGUCACUGUCCCGACCCCGAUCGGCGAUAUCCCAUUUCACGUCGUCUCGUCGAAUACCCCCUUCUUUUUCUGCCUCGAGGAUAUGGAUCGACUUGGCCCCUUAUACGACAUUGCGGAGGGCGGCACCCACUGGUGGGCAGCGUACCAUGGCCAUCAUAAAGAGAAUCUCCAGAUGGAGACUUCGUCGUUCGACCCUUGCCUCCUGGUUUCCUCUGAUGAAAGCAACGAUUUCGGGAUCGUCGGUAUGCAGACUGACGAUACUCUCGGCCUGUCGGACGAAGCCUUCUCACGCAAGGAGGAAGAGCAACUCAAGAAGGCGGCCUUCACGGCGAAGGCAAAGGAGGUCCUCACCAUGUCUGACCCCCUCACCUUCAAUGGUGGCACUUUGAGCUUGACGGGCGGGAAUACCCUCACUCUUCGUCAGAAAGGGCAGGGCAACAAGCUUGCCCUUGUCCCGAUCGAUGGUCCCGACGCGAAGCAGAAAUACGUCGAGCAACGGGCCCGCGGCGCGUACAUUGCGUCGAUCUGCCAGCCUGAAGCCUGCUUCGACCUUUCGUCCGCAGCUCAACACCAAGACCCUUCGAUCGACGAUUACAAGAACCUCAACCGACGCCUUAAAUGGCAGAUGGACCACCUCGAUCGCGGCCUCACUUUCAUGCCUGUCAAUCUGCCCACCGCGAAGCUCUUCGUCUUCGUCGAUGGAUCCUUUGCAAACAACGUCGACCUCACAUCCCAGCUCGGAUUCAUCAUCGUCCUCGCCAACGAGAAGCAGGCAGAUGAAGAUACCUUCACGAUCACCGGAAAUAUCGUCCAUUUCUCCUCCACGAAGUCGAAACGCGUGACACGCAGCCUACUGGCCUCUGAGGUAUACGGUAUGGUCGCAGGCAUCGAUAUGGCCUACGCGAUCAGCACCACCUUGAGGAUGAUCACCGAUCGACUGAGUCUUCCUCCCAUCCCUACGAUCGUCUGUACUGACUCCUAUUCGUUAUACGAAUGCCUUGUGAAGCUGGGCACAACGAAGGAAAAGAGAUUGAUGAUCGACAUCAUGGCACUUCGGCAAUCGUACGAGCGACGCGAGCUCCACGAAGUACGAUGGAUCAACGGCAGCGACAAUCCCGCUGACGCCUUCACGAAGGCAUCACCGAACAUGGCCCUCGAGGGCCUCAUAAUCAACAACGAGAUCAACGUACGGAUGGAGGGAUGGGUCACACGAAGGUGA
Messenger RNA from Colletotrichum higginsianum IMI 349063, 3153 nucleotides. Its product is annotated as Aurora kinase 2 splicing. Lineage: Eukaryota; Fungi; Ascomycota; Sordariomycetes; Glomerellales; Glomerellaceae. The coding region runs from base 1 to 3153 and encodes 1050 amino acids. The record is from RefSeq and is a predicted model, not a curated record. The transcript is spliced from 2 exons.